Molecule: messenger RNA, 824 nt
Organism: Neopsephotus bourkii (Bourke's parrot)
Lineage: Eukaryota; Metazoa; Chordata; Aves; Psittaciformes; Psittacidae
Gene: NDUFAF3
Product: NADH:ubiquinone oxidoreductase complex assembly factor 3
Exons: 5
Coding region: 195-797 (200 amino acids)
Biological process (GO): mitochondrial respiratory chain complex I assembly
Cellular component (GO): mitochondrial inner membrane
Source: RefSeq, a predicted model, not a curated record
GCUCCGGUGGGGCCGGAGCAUCUGGUGCCAGCCCAGCGAACACCCCGCCGGGGCCCGGAAACACGAGAUGGCCCCGAGGGAGGGCAGCGGCACCUGCGCGGCCCUCGGACACCCGCCACGGGGAAGUGAAACCGUGUGGGGAACCCCGCGGCUCCACGUGGUGCUCACAACCGAAGCGCUGCCCUUGCCCGGCCAUGGGGUGGGGGGCUCCCCGAUGCCUCCCCACCGCGGAGGCGGGAACGGUCCCAUCGCCGACGCCGGGAGCUUCGCGGUGCUCGCCGCGGUGCGGCGGCUCCGGCUGGUCCCGGGUGCCGCACCGGGCUCACCGCCUCAUCCCGUCGGACGAUGAGAUGUACCAGCGCACUCGUCUGACGGUGCUGGAGCGGGAGUCCCCCAACAUCAUGUUCAUCGAGGGCUACAGCAGCCGCGGCUUCACCAUCAACGGGGACGUGGUGGUGGGGCCCUGCGCCGUCCUGCCCCGCACCAUCCUCCAGUGGAACGUCGGCUCCUACAGGGACAUCUCGCACGAGAGCCUGUCGCUGUUCCGGCUGCUGGAGCCCCAUAUCGAGAUCCUGGUGCUGGGCACAGGAGACAGGGUGGAGCGGCUGCAUCCAGCCAUGCUGAAGCAGAUGCGGGAGUGCGGGAUCGCCGUGGAGGUGCAGGACACGCCAAACGCCUGCGCAACCUUCAACUUCCUCACGAGUGAGAAGCGCAUGGUGGCUGCGGGGCUCAUCCCCCCGCGCACCACCUCCACGGGCGCAUCAGGCGCUGCCUACGCGGUUCUGCCCCCUGCCUGAAGCCCCCUGAGCACCGCUGGAGAAACA